AUGGCUACCAACGCCGCCACUCUCUCUCUUUCCUCCUCCUUACUUGAUAGCUCAAAACGAUUCGUUUCGUUUUCUACCGUGCCUUAUCCUUAUCCUUCUCUAUCUCAUUUUGUUCUCAGUCACACCUCCAAGCCUAGGGUUUCCACUCCCUUUGCCUUAGCGGCCGUCGUCAAUGGCCAAACGGCAAUCGUCGAUGGAGAAGAAAAACGACGGAAGCUCGGAAAUCCGACUCAAGUUUACGUUUGCAACCUUCCUAGAAGUUGUGACACUCAACAACUAAUUCCAAUCUUCACUCCUCAUGGAACCGUUCUAUCUGCAGAGGUUUGUCGGAAUGCUGAGACAGGUGCCAGUAAGGGGAGUGCUUAUGUAACUAUGGGAUCUUAUAAUGCUGCUAAAAAUGCAAUUGAUGCAUUGGAUGGAUUGGAUGUUGGUGGACGCGAAGUGCGGGUUAAAUUUUCAGUUCAGAUGAAUACUAAGAAGAAGAAUUUAGAGACAUCGGAUUCACUACCUCCUGUGAGAACUAUAUACUAUGAAGGUCCUUAUAAGGUGUAUGUUGGGAAUCUUGCCAGAACUACUACACCUGAAGAUGUGAGACAUCUGUUUGGUAAAUUUGGAAAUGUGGCUAGUGUGAGGGUGUUGGAAGAUUUGAAACAGGGGAAAAACCGAGUCUACGCUUUUGUAUCUUAUCUUUCUCAGCCAGAACGUGAAGCCUCAAUGUCCCUCAAUGGAACUGAAUUUGGUAGUCGAACUCUAGUGGUUAGAGCGGCUGUGGAGAAGACCGAGACCUAA
Vicia faba (fava bean) is the source of this 789-nucleotide messenger RNA. The record is from the annotation of a GenBank genome assembly. Lineage: Eukaryota; Viridiplantae; Streptophyta; Magnoliopsida; Fabales; Fabaceae.